AUGGAAAGUCUGGAGACCCGGCUCAUGGCAGGACAAGGCCAUACAUCCAUGCAGGAUAGCGCUGACAGCACAUUGGAGGAGAAGAGGAAGAAGAAGAAGAAGAAGAAGAAGAAGAAGAAGAAGAAGAAGAAGAAGAAGAAGAAGAAGAAGAAGAAGAAGAAGAAGAAGAAGAAGAAGAAGAAGAAGAAGAAGAAGAACAGCUUCUCUUCCCGAAGAUUUGGAAGCCACCCGGAGAAAAGCGGUACGUGA
Molecule: messenger RNA, 249 nt
Organism: Drepanopeziza brunnea f. sp. 'multigermtubi' MB_m1
Lineage: Eukaryota; Fungi; Ascomycota; Leotiomycetes; Helotiales; Drepanopezizaceae
Source: RefSeq, a predicted model, not a curated record